This is a messenger RNA of Aspergillus tanneri, 795 nucleotides long. RefSeq lists its product as uncharacterized. The transcript is spliced from 2 exons. Lineage: Eukaryota; Fungi; Ascomycota; Eurotiomycetes; Eurotiales; Aspergillaceae. The record is from RefSeq and is a predicted model, not a curated record. Bases 1 to 795 code for a protein of 264 amino acids.
AUGGAUGAGAUUCCUGACACAUGGGAUGACUUUAAGGAUCCGCCUCCGCAUCUACCCAUCGAGGAAGAAAUAGAUAUUAUCCUUCGGCCGUGGAGGUCUGAUGAAUACCUUCGUACAAUAGCAAGUCAGAUGUUUAAAGAAGACAACAUCCCUGUUCUUCUUCGCACCUAUUACAAUCCAGAAGAUGCUGGCAAAAUAAAUGAAUGGGCUGCAGAUAAAAAUCUGUUCGAGAGAAAUGACACAUGGAACCGUCUUGACGAUCCGGAGUUUUUUAAUUUAGGCCCUGAUUGGAGACAUGAUCUGUUGCAGAGGGGCAUAUUGAGAGAUUCCAAGAACAAUCCAAAAUUUCUUAUCGUCGUGGAAGCAGAAGCAUCCGAGGGAUGGAGUACAGAUCCAGAGAAAUUUAUUGAGAAUUGUGCGCUUCGUCUACAAACUAUCUUUGUCAAGUCGAUGCUUCUUAUUGCAGACCAGGAGGCCUUUCAGACUGGAAAUGCUUGGCUGCUCUUUUUAGAUGGCCAGCGAAAUAUUAUUCGGGAGGGCCGUGUCAACCUGGAUAAAAAGGGCAUUGAUGAUAUAGCUAUGGACUAUGACCAGACUAGCGAAAUGCCGGAAGAGCUGAAUGUUGGUAAGAAGUAUAAGCUAAAUGGGGAGAUAGGGAAGGAUCUGUACCGCUUAACUAAUAGGAUCUUGCGGAUCCUUGAUUGCUUUAUGCACUCACCGAGAACUUCGCAGAAGAUGGACGACCACUUUGGACACGACAAUAGCAAGCAUCAGCUUCGUACCUACAAUGUGUGA